Messenger RNA from Oxyura jamaicensis (ruddy duck), 3684 nucleotides. It is a transcript of the gene OMG, whose product is annotated as oligodendrocyte myelin glycoprotein. The coding region runs from base 750 to 2069 and encodes 439 amino acids. Gene Ontology annotation, biological process: neuron projection regeneration. The transcript is spliced from 2 exons. Gene Ontology annotation, molecular function: protein binding. Lineage: Eukaryota; Metazoa; Chordata; Aves; Anseriformes; Anatidae. The record is from RefSeq and is a predicted model, not a curated record.
UCCAGUUGCUCAGAGACUUCUGUAAGGCUUGUUGCACUAAAUGACGUUCAAAUUAACAGCAUUAUAAACAAUAUAUAUGCUCUUACGAUACUGUUUGGAGAAACGCAGAUAAAGCUUUCCUACAGAAAGGAGUUAAAUCCUACAAUCUGGGCUAUGUUAUACCUGACAAUACAGGGACAACCUGAUCUGAGCAGCAGAAAACUGAACAUUUUAAAAUUAUGAGAGGAUAUUCUAGCUGUGUCGCUUAAGAAAGCUCAAGAUAGGAAGCCUAAAUUAACAUUAACCUUUCCUACAGAAGCAGAGAUUAAAUGAAGGUAAAAAAAGAACACGACUUUUUAAAUGGGAACAUUUAAAUGGACUCAUAGGUUAAGCUACAAUAACCCACCAAAAUUCCACUCAGUACUGUUUACCUAGACAAUCUUACAUACUGUAUUAUGAUGCAUUAACAUGGCUAAAAAAAUGCAGUUAGGGAGAAGUUAACUAACUCAAAUUACAAAAGCCAACUAUUUUAUUGAAUACGCACGCUUCGCAAUAAAUUUGAGUCAGCACCAAUGACAGCUCUGCAGUCCUCCAAUGUAGUACAGAUCAGGUGGUUGCAGAGCCCCAGCUAGCAGCAAUACGAUGCAGCUGAAGAGGCAAGCACAAUCCACAGACAGCAACUGUAGCUACUCUCUAGAACAAGACGACCUCUAAGCUUAAAUCUUUCACAGAAAUGAUGUGCUGAUAUUGCAGAAGAGAUUACGGGAGCAAUGGAACACCAGAUAUUGAAAGCAUCUACCUGUCUGCUGGUCCUUCUGUUAUUCAUACCCACUGUGUUGGUUAUCUGUCCUUCUAACUGUACAUGCUCAGGAAAUAACAGGAAUGUGGACUGUUCAGGCAGAAACUUAACUGUACUGCCACAUGGACUUCAAGACAACAUUACAUAUUUAAAUCUGUCCUUUAACCAGUUCGUAGAUCUUGAUCAUCAGCUGACAAGAUUCACCAACUUGAGGACCCUUGAUAUUUCAAAUAAUUGGCUCAAGAAUAUUCCUGCUCAUCUGCCCAAGUCCUUGUGGGAAUUAUAUGCCAUAAAUAACAACAUUAAAGUUCUUCAGAAACUUGACACAGCUUACCAGUGGAAUCUUAAAGUGCUUGAUGUUUCUAGGAACAUGGUGGAAAGAGCUGUUCUCAUCAACAACACACUGAGCAGUCUCAAGUUUCUCAACCUCAGUAGCAACAAACUUUGGACAGUUCCAACCAAUAUGCCCUACAACAUAGAGACAGUGGAUCUAUCCAAUAAUUUCUUGUCCCAGAUACUUCCAGGAACACUGGUGAGAUUACAGCACCUUACAAGCCUCUACCUACACAACAACAAGUUCACAUACGUUCCUGACAAAGCUUUUGACCAGCUCUUUCAGCUACAAGUAGUAACACUAUACAACAACCCCUGGUCCUGCAGUGAUAAACAAAAUAUCCCGUAUUUGCUUAAAUGGGUGCAGGGAACCACCGCCAGCGUCAUAGGGGCUCCCUGUGCUAACGAAUCUGUGCUUUGGGUGAACGCCACGCCAGCUGCAGCUGCUCCCACCAUUCCAGCCACUAACCUCAUGAUUAAAGGAAUAAAGGCAGCAGACAGAGCUGCUCCUCCAGUGGCAACUGAACCAACCCAAAUGGCAAAAAUGCAUAAACAAUUUAAAGCUAAGGAAGUUACUACCUUGGCUACCUUAGGCCAAACUGUACUGUUUACGAGCACAGACCGGCCACUGCUCCUCUAUCCAGAAGACCUGACAAGUAGGAAGGUUAGCUCUUACGAAGCAGCAGCCACACACACAAUCUACAUUAAAGAUUCAACUGACGUGAACUCAAGCCUGACCCAUCCCACGGGAUCAUCCACUACUCCCAUGACUCUAAGUAUCACCAGCGGAAUGCCAACAAACUACUCGAAAAUGCCUCAAAGCACAACUGCUACCUUAAGGAGAGAGGAAUCCACCACAAGUAUGUUAAACACUGAUGUGCCCUCCAGAGCAAGUACCUGUGAGGUGUAUUUGUUUUAUGCUGUAAUGCUUAAUGCAGUGGCAAUGUUUAUGGGCUAGGGGCUUGUAUUCUUGUGAGAAGUAUUGAGCUUAUUCCUGUGAUACAUGGCUGGAGGUAAGACAUCCAGGUCAAAUAAUUCAUCAAAAUACAAAAAAUCUGAAGUUCUGACUGAUCUAAAGAAGAUAACAGUACUUAAAAGAAGUGCACACUAAUGUCUGGAUACUAAGCUGCUACUUAUUUUAAUGUCUUAACUGAGUAAAACUAACCUAUGAUUUUGUUUUUAAAAAUGUGCUUAUUUUGUAUUUACAUUUUUAAUUUUACUUGCACAGAAUAAAACAUCAGAAUUUUAAGUACUGACUUUAUGUAUGAUUUUGUCAUAAACAACUGGAAAAAACAGAAGUCUUGUAUCAUAUCUGCAUUGUCUUGCUUGACUUGCCGAUGAGCAAUUCUUGUAAUAUAGCAGCACAGAUUCUUUGUUAUGAUGACAUGCGUAAGGAAGGGAAAAAUAAAGAAACUAAACCUAGCUGUUUCACUAAUCAGAAGUUAUUCCUAAGAAAAAUUGCUAGCAUGUAUAUCUAUGUUUGCUUCAUAUGUAUUAGGAUAUUUUAAAUAUGAAGAACAACAGUUUUGAAUUUAGGAAUUAAAUAUGACAAUGCCAUGAUGUUUAUCUAAGAGAGGGUAAACUGAGAAGCCAACAUGGUCCAACUUUAGCAUGGGAAAAAUGGUAGGGGCUGAUACCUCUUUUUGCUCUGUUUUGACUUACAGACUGCAGGCAAGUUAUUUCUCGCUCUCCAUACUUUAAAAAAAAAAAAAAAAGAUAGAAGUAGAGGAAAAUACAAGAUGUUCAAUGCCAUGACACUCUCCAGCAAGGAACUUACCUACACAAAUUAACAAAAUUGACCACUAAGUUACAAAAAAAAAAAAAAAAAAUCUGAAAUACCUGUCACUAUGUUACGCUUAAAAGAAUGCUGCAAUUCAGCCAGAGUGCUUCGAACUACUACUUUUUGAACACUGAAACAAAGUAUCAGCCAAUUUCUAAUGCAAGUUAUGUAGCAUAUAUCAACUAAGCAAUUAGUUUAAAAGCUGUCAUUUAAACAAUCCUUGAAUGUUGUGACUUAAAAAAUUAAUUCAGUCUAUGGCAUUGAACAUGCCCAAAUCCUUGCCUUAUAAUGAUGAGCACGAACGCUAUUCUCCUUGACAUCUGCACCAUCAAUGAGUAGAAAUAGAUGCACGCAUGGUUUUGACCACCUUAAGAAAAUUAUGUGGCAAAGGUACUUGAUAUACUACUGAUGAAGUUUUGCAAACAGCAUGAAAUGAAACCUGAAGAACAAGUUCAUUGAAAAAAAUAUUAUUCACCUAAUGCUGCAUAUCUUUAUACAAUGUUUUCCAUGCAUUUCAGGCCAUUUAAUUUCCAGUUACUGUAGCAUGAAGGUGCUGCAAAAUCCAGAAAACCUCAGUACCAAGACUGGAGCCCUCUACCUAUUUCUCCUAGGUGGCAGUGAGGGCUGUAGACCAUUUACAACCCGGUAUCAGAGAAAUCAUAACUUUCCAAUUGUGAACAAUAUUUCUAUAAUCAGAAAUGUGUUUUAAUUUCUAACAGUAAAUGUUACACGAUGAAUUUGUACAGUUAUUUCAUUGGCAUUUAAGUAAAAAUAAAGUUAUGUUUGUAUUGAA